Messenger RNA from Phascolarctos cinereus (koala), 2549 nucleotides. NCBI's taxonomy places the organism in Eukaryota, Metazoa, Chordata, Mammalia, Diprotodontia, Phascolarctidae. The record is from RefSeq and is a predicted model, not a curated record.
UCUCUUCCUAGCGCUCGGGACCUUUUCCUAUCACUCCUUAGCUGCAGGCUGGCUAGGUUUGGGUCAGGUAGCAGAAAAGCAUCAGAAACUUAACUUCAAACCAGGUAUUCCCAAACUGGAUGGAAAUGUCUUGAAUUCACCCUUCUCAAAUGAGGAACGUGUCUUUUGUGGAAACUCUGAAUUUCCCAGCAGCCUAGAUGAGCAGUGAUUUUUCAAAGAAGUUGGAAUGGAAUUAAAUGACAUGAUUUGUCUAGGUUAUUGGAUUGAUGAGAUCCAGUGGCUAACCAUGGUCACUCUGUUCAUCGCCGCCUUGGUGACUCUAAGCAUAUAUUUGGUGCAAUAUGCCUUGGUCAUUGUUGGAUCCAGUCCCUGCAGGAUGUCAACAGACUCCUUCCAGCCAGUACAGAAGGAAGAUUUGGGUUUCUUGCUGAAAUGGGUACUAUCCCUAAACAGUUGGAGGAGCCAGUGGCAAGUGGCUUGGGUGACAGCUUUGAAUGAGGAAGCUAAACAUAAAGGGGGACCAUUAUUUCUUACAUUUGAAGAGGACCAAGUUCAAAAGCCAUUAGAGCUAGCAGUUCAACCAGUUGUGAAUGUCGUCGAGUCUGUCCAGAAGGUGGUAUCCUAUAAUGUUGAAGGAGAUUCAAUUCAGUUUAUUGUCCAUGUGCUCUCAGCCUCAUCUGAUGCUUCAAAAUGUCAGUCAUAUGAUGUACAGUUAUCUCCGUUUCAUUUACAGCUAGAACUUCAUAUGAAAGAGAAAAGAGAAGACAUAUUGAUAAAGUGGUCCUUCCUCAAUGCUUCAGAGAUAAAUAUAAAAAUCCAGCCUAAAGCAAUACAGGAGGAUGAGAUAAUUGAGACACUUGAACUAUCCAAAACCCUCAAAGAUAUUUUGAAACACCUAAUUAGUUCAGUCUCCCCAUCAGUGGUUUUAAGCACAAAAAUUGUGGACAUAAAAAAGUUAGAGGAUGUGCAAUAUACCUCAACACUUCCUCAGGACUUGUGCCCUCCUAAACCUCCAAGGGUUCAUAAGCUAAAACUGUUGGUGAAGAAUAUCCAAGCAAUACUGCUGAAUAAUCCUGGUUCUUCAGGUAGCCUUAACUGUGUAUUUGUGACUCAGUUAAAUGACCCUCUUCAGAAGUUCUUCAGCUCUGUAACCAAAAGUACCACAAAUUUCACUUGGGAUGAGGAGUUCACUUUUGAAUUAAAUGCCAAAUCCAAAGAGUUACAAAUGCAUGUUUUAGAAGAUGGGAAGUCCAAAGAUAGUCUGUUCUUUGGUUUGGCAACUGUUCCUAUAGAUGUAUUCAAGAAAAAGCCUUCUGGACAACAGUGCUUUGUUCUGAACAGUGGGUACAGCUGUAAUCACAUUGUGUUGGGAUCUAUCACUGCAGAGUUCUUUUACAUAGAACCAAAAGAACCAAAAUCAUGGAAAAUUCCUCCUCCUGUUACUUCUGCACAGACAGAAAAAGACCAAACAGUGAUGCCCUGUGGGACUACUAGUGGUGCCCUGAUGGUCACUUCUAUAACUGCAAUGAGAACAAAUCCUGGACUGGAUGUGGGUAGAUUUCCUGCGUUGAAUUCUGAUUUUUCUGUGAAAACUCUUAUUAAAAUCAAAGUCAUUGAAAAGGAUAUCAUGGUCCAAGCAAUUUCUUGCCACAGUGAUUUCUCCUCUUCAGAUACAAAAUUGUUGGGGUUGAAUGAUUCUGAUCCAGUUGUAGAUGCUGCAAUUCAACAACUAAGUCAUUCUUCAAAGUUGAAAUUCAAGUCACCAAGGAAGAAGAGUACUAUUAUCAUAGAAGGGGAGUCCAAGAUUUCAUUAUCUCAGGACAGUGAAACACCGCUGAUGAUAGACUAUGCAGCCUCCAUGGACAGCUCAUAUCAACAAGAAUUCCCUUCAUAUUAUGAAGAAGUUGUAUCUGCUGAGCUUAUUGAUGAAAAUUUAUCAAAACAUAUAUUGCCUGCCUUAGAACCACAAGAAAAUGAAUUUGAUACUUGGAAACUGGAGAGGAAUGCCAAAUCUGAAGAGUGGAAUAGUGAUGCUCAGACAGACCUGGAUAGUGAAGAGAUGCCACGGAGUUUAUCAGCAUUUUGGAGAAAAAGGCUUCCAGAGAAUUUAAAUGUUGAGAAUAUCAGUCACUUUUCAGUGAAUCUUGGUGGAAAUUUAAGAAAGGGAGCAAAAGUUUUCCAUCCAUGGCAUCAUCGGAAAGAUCUUGGAAUCAGCCAGUCAUAUAAUGACCUUAUAUUCCUGCAGCACCCUGAUGAGAUUCACAGAAAAUCAACAAAGAUAACAAGAACUUUUAAGAAGAAUCUGCUUUCCAUGCACAGGAACAAGAGUGAAUUGAAUGUCUUCUCAGUGGAUCUCUCUUUAUAAAGCUCUGUUAACUUCUUAUGUGACAUGCAUAUCAACUGAUCAGUUAUUUAUGAAGCAACAUUAAAAGAUAUGAACACAGACAUACAACUGUGUACUUUUUGCUAGAUCUUUGAACUUCAUUAUAAAGGGAAAGCUCUAGUUGACAUGUGACGUUUUGUUUAGAAGGCUUAAUAUUUGUUUUUUC